CGGCGGCGACAGUGACUCCGAUCCAGCGUGCCGUGCCCUUUCGAAAUUUCUGGUGUAUCAGUGAUAGAUGCCUCGACAGAUCGCUUUAUGAUUGCAGAUGUCCAAAUAAUGGAAAUGCGACUGAUAAUAGCCUUGUGGUCAUUGGAGUUAAUCUGCUGUCUGCCUGAUACCAUUCCUAUCGGUGGUCUGUUCCAUCCCGCCGACGACAAACAGGAAAUUGCAUUCCGUUACGCAGUCGAGAAAAUCAACAGCGAUCGUUCGAUCCUGCCAAGAUCAAAGCUCAGCGCUCAAAUUGAGAAAAUUCCACCGCAGGAUAGUUUCCACGCUUCCAAGAAAGUACACAUAUUGCAGAUUCUUUAUUGCUUAAUCUUCGGCCCGCAAUCUGCCCAUACAGCUAGUCACGUACAAUCAAUAUGCGACACGAUGGAAAUCCCUCAUCUGGAAACACGGUGGGACUACAGGCUUCGCCGAGAAAGUUGUCUUGUCAAUCUUUAUCCUCAUCCCACCACGCUUUCUAAGGCCUACGUCGAUCUCGUUAAAGCCUGGGGUUGGAAAUCCUUCACCAUAAUUUACGAAAACAACGAGGGCCUCGUACGUCUUCAGGAGUUACUCAAGGCGCACGGACCGUACGAGUUUCCUAUAACGGUUCGUCAGCUCGGAGAGAGCUCUGAUUACAGGCCUCUGCUGAAACAAAUAAAAAACUCCGCAGAAUCGCAUAUUGUAUUGGACUGUUCCACCCAGAGGAUUUACGAUGUUUUGAAGCAGGCGCAACAGAUAGGGAUGAUGAGUGAUUAUCACAGCUAUCUUAUCACGUCUCUGGACUUACACGGAGUCAACUUGGAAGAGUUCAAAUAUGGUGGAACCAACAUAACAGCUUUCAGACUUGUUGACCCAGAUGGUCCGGAAGUUCACCAAAUAGUUCGGGAUUGGAACUUAGGAACAGAUCCAAAGACUAGAAAAGGUGAACCCGUUUACAGGUUUGCCAAAGCACUGCACGACCUGGAUACCAGCCAACAAAUUGACAUCAAGCCUCUCAGUUGCGAUGCGGUUGACUUCUGGCCGCAUGGAUACAGCCUCAUCAAUUAUAUGAAAGUUGUGGAGAUGAAGGGCUUAACAGGAGUUAUCAAAUUUGACCAUCAAGGUUUCAGGAGCGACUUCGUCCUGGAGAUCAUCGAGUUGAGUCGCGAAGGGCUCAAGAAAAUCGGCACUUGGAAUUCGACAGAAGGGGUCAAUUUCACUAGGACCUACGGUGAAGCUUACACGCAAAUCGUGGAGAUAAUCCAAAAUAAGACAUUCAUUGUUACAACACUUCUGAGCUCCCCCUACGUGAUGCGGAAAGAGGCGAGCGAGAAACUAACCGGCAACGCGCAGUUUGAGGGAUACGCAGUCGAUUUGAUCCACGAAAUAUCCAGAGUGCUGGGAUUCAAUUACACGAUCAGGCUUGUACCGGAUGGUCGAUACGGCUCGCUUAAUAGAGAGACAAAGGAGUGGGACGGACUCAUCAGGGAGUUGUUGGACCAGAGAGCAGACCUCGCCAUCGCUGAUUUGACUAUCACUUACGACAGGGAACAAGCUGUAGAUUUCACCAUGCCAUUUAUGAAUCUUGGCAUAAGCAUCCUCUACAGGAAACCCAUCAAGCAGCCACCUAAUUUGUUUUCGUUUUUGUCGCCGUUGUCGCUGGAUGUUUGGAUUUACAUGGCAACAGCCUAUUUGGGAGUCUCCGUUUUGUUGUUUAUCCUGGCAAGGUUCACCCCGUACGAAUGGCAGAACCCGCACCCUUGCAAUCCGAACCCCGACCACUUAGAGAACCAGUUCACGCUGUUCAACUGCAUGUGGUUCGCCAUCGGCUCCCUCAUGCAGCAAGGAUGCGACUUCCUACCCAAGGCGGUUUCAACUAGAAUGGUGGCAGGAAUGUGGUGGUUUUUCACGCUGAUAAUGAUAUCGUCAUAUACGGCCAACUUGGCAGCGUUUCUCACCGUGGAAAGAAUGGAUUCGCCCAUAGAAACGGCCGAAGACUUGGCAAAACAAACAAAAAUUAAAUAUGGAGCGCUAAGAGGUGGUUCAACUGCCGCCUUCUUUCGGGACUCCAAUUUUUCAACAUAUCAACGGAUGUGGGCGUUUAUGGAGUCUCAGAGGCCCCCUGUUUUUACAUCGAGCAACCAGGAAGGGGUGGAACAAGUAGUGAAGGGGAAGGGCAGCUACGCGUUCCUCAUGGAGUCCACUUCGAUCGAAUAUGUCAUAGAAAGAAACUGCGAGCUUACUCAAGUGGGCGGUAUGCUCGACUCUAAAGGAUAUGGAAUUGCGAUGCCACCAAAUUCUCCAUUCCGAACGGCUAUCAGUGGAGCCAUCUUGAAGCUUCAAGAAGAAGGGAAACUACACAUUUUGAAAACUCGAUGGUGGAAAGAAAAAAGAGGAGGUGGAAAAUGUCGAGACGAAACCACCAAAACCAGCAGCACCGCCAACGAGCUCGGCCUGGCCAACGUAGGCGGCGUAUUCGUGGUCCUGAUGGGCGGCAUGGGGGUGGCGUGCGUCAUAGCAGUCUGCGAGUUCGUGUGGAAGUCCAGGAAAGUAGCUGUUGAGGAGCGGGUGAGCAGCAUUCUGCACGACACGUAG
Molecule: messenger RNA, 2613 nt
Organism: Leptinotarsa decemlineata (Colorado potato beetle)
Lineage: Eukaryota; Metazoa; Arthropoda; Insecta; Coleoptera; Chrysomelidae
Product: Kainate-type ionotropic glutamate receptor subunit 1D
Biological process (GO): monoatomic ion transport
Cellular component (GO): membrane
Molecular function (GO): signaling receptor activity; ligand-gated monoatomic ion channel activity
Source: RefSeq, a predicted model, not a curated record